Molecule: messenger RNA, 1571 nt
Organism: Ziziphus jujuba (common jujube)
Lineage: Eukaryota; Viridiplantae; Streptophyta; Magnoliopsida; Rosales; Rhamnaceae
Exons: 8
Coding region: 136-1437 (433 amino acids)
Biological process (GO): vesicle budding from membrane; late endosome to vacuole transport via multivesicular body sorting pathway
Cellular component (GO): multivesicular body; ESCRT III complex; cytoplasmic side of plasma membrane
Source: RefSeq, a predicted model, not a curated record
AGUUGCUUUCAAUUUCAGAAGACUUGGUUGCGGUGCAGGGUUUAGUCGGAGAGUUGCAUGAGGUAUGUAUGAUGGUGAAUUUUAGGAGUUUAGGAGAGAUAUGAAAGACGAAGACUGAAGAAUAAAAAUCGGAAAAUGGAAUUGGGGGAGGUUCGAGAAUUGAUAAAGAAGGAAGUGCCGGAUUGGGACGAUGAAGUGCUGGCAAGGGCAAGAUUCAAGGCCUUUAGUGGACAGAGACCCGAUUGGCAACCCAUUUACCUUUUCUGGAGAAAUUUGAUCCUCACCAUAGCUCGCCACUUGGGCCUUGUUGUCCUCCGACCUUCCCAGAUGAAGGAUUGGUUUAAUCGAGGAGGCUUAAGUCCUUUAUGUCUUGACCAUGUUUUGUUUGUAAUGUGUAAUGAAGGUGACAUAGUACGAAGUGCAGACCUUGUUGACCCAACGGCAGGGCGACUCUCUCAGAUUUUCAAAAAAGUAAGAAAUUUGAUGGUUAGGCCCAUCACAACUUGCCAAAUCAUGGACGAAGAUGUUAUCAUUCUUUUGUCAGUAUUGAAGGAUAAAGCUGUUGAUGUUGUCAAACUUUUAUCUGAAAGUCAUUGGACGUCAUCGUCUGUUAUUACCUUGAGGAAGUUUCAGAACAUUUGUGGAGGUGCAGAUGAAGCAUCUGCCAUCUUGAGUUAUUUGUCAGGAGAAGGAAAAGCCCAGUAUAUCCAAGUUAAUAAGGGAGAGAUUAUACAGGGUGUAAAAGUCUCCCUUUCUGCAUCUGUCGCUUCUGGUUUUUCAAGUCUGGAUUGUGAUGUUUUAUAUUUAAUUUGGACAACAGAAAAGCUUCAGCAACAACUUAAUGCGAUUGACCAACGCUGUGAAAGGUCAAGAAAAUCGGCACUAACUUCAUUGAGUUUGGGAAACAAGAAUAUUGCUCUUAGGCAUGCAAGGGCACUAAAGUUGGCCACUGACAGUAGAGAAAAAUGUGCAACCCUCUUGAAUAGAGUGGAGGAAGUCCUUCACGUUAUUGCCAAUGCUGAAUCCACAAAGAAGGUUUCAGAAGCCAUCCACAUUGGAGCUCUAGCAAUAAAGGAAAAUAGGAUUGGUGUUGAAGAAGUUCAACAUUGUUUACAAGAACUUGAGGAGAGCAUUGAUUUGCAAAAGCAAGUAGAAAAUUCUCUAGAAUUGAAUUCACCAUAUUCAUUAGCGGAGGACGAAGAUACCGAAGAGGAGUUCAGGAAAUUAGAGCAGGAAAUUGAAAGUGCAGGCCAUCAUCAUCCAAUUCCAAAAGCUGAGGCUAAGAGUGCAGUUGGAGAAACGGAGGCAUUGGAAUCCAGUAAACAGCUAACUGAAGCUUUGUCAAAUCUCAAGCUCGAGGAUAAUCCAGUGAGGACUCCAGCAAGUCCAAGCACUUCAGUGAACAGAACAAAAAAUCUCAAAUUCCAAGCAGCAUAGCUAACAUUUUGCUAUUCAUGAAUAUAAUAUGGCUCUGUUGUAUAGCAUUAUAUAUUAUAUAAUACUCUGAUGCUUUUUUAUAUUAAAUUUAAUGGUCAGUACUUCAAAGAGUAAGUAUGCUGUGCUUUCAUCAA